AUGUCCAUUUCUGGGACUUUGAGCAACUAUUACGUGGACUCCAUCAUAAGCCACGAGAGCGAUGAACUCUCAACCCCGGCUCGCUUUCCCAGCGUCCAGUAUUCCGGCUCGAGCUCCGCUGCAGCCGCGGGCGGAAGGCAGCCCGGCGGCGCGGCGCACACGGAGCAUCCCCAUCCAGAGUCGUACCCAUCCUGCAGCUUCCAGCCGAAGCCUCCGGUCUUCUCGUCGCCCUGGAGCCCAUUCAGUCCGCACCACGGUGCCAGUGGCCUCCCUACGGUCUAUCACCCGUACAUCCCAGCCCAGCACGUUCCUGCCGCGGACACACGGUACCUACGCUCAUGGCUGGACUGCGCGCCGCGCGGCUCCGAGUCUGUCCCGGGGCAGGGCCAGACUGGGCAGGUCAAGCUGGAGCCGCAGCUCGGCCAUCUCGGUGGGGAGAUCUCACCCAAAGUCGGCGGACAGCACCAGCACGAGACCACCACGUACAUCUUGGAGUCGACAUCUACGGCUGCGCGCGAGCUAAGCCACCAUCCGGUCGCCAUCCCGGGGGCAGGGUUCGAAGAAAAUAAGGACAUUUGUGAAGGGAGUGAGGACAAAGACGGCCUGGAUCAAAAUGACCCCUCGGCCAACUGGCUACAUGCGCGCUCCUCCAGGAAGAAGCGGUGCCCUUACACCAAAUACCAGACGCUCGAGCUGGAGAAGGAAUUCCUGUUCAAUAUGUACCUCACGCGGGACCGGCGGCAUGAGGUGGCGCGCGCGCUUAACCUGACUGAGCGGCAGGUGAAGAUCUGGUUCCAGAACCGGAGGAUGAAAAUGAAGAAACAGAGCAAGGACCAACCCAAGGACUAG
Molecule: messenger RNA, 849 nt
Organism: Micropterus dolomieu (smallmouth bass)
Lineage: Eukaryota; Metazoa; Chordata; Actinopteri; Centrarchiformes; Centrarchidae
Gene: hoxb9a
Product: homeobox B9a
Exons: 2
Coding region: 1-849 (282 amino acids)
Biological process (GO): DNA-templated transcription; anterior/posterior pattern specification; regulation of transcription by RNA polymerase II
Cellular component (GO): nucleus
Molecular function (GO): RNA polymerase II cis-regulatory region sequence-specific DNA binding; DNA-binding transcription factor activity, RNA polymerase II-specific
Source: RefSeq, a predicted model, not a curated record